AUGGAGUCUAUGGACACAAAGGAGUCCUCAUUGGAGGACAAGAGUUGUCGUCAAUUUGUGGUCAAUUUGAUGACACGAGACAACCGGUGGUCUGUGCCCUCCACACCAUAUUCACUGAAUGGCUCAACACUGGCAUUAGAUCUGAAUUCUCUGAUAAAGACAUUGCUGUCCGAAGAUAAUGAUAAUGAAAGUGAUGUCCAUUUAGAAGACAUUGAAUUUGAUUUCAUAAUAAAUGGCAAACUAUUGCGAGUAUCGAUUGAAGAGUUGGUCGAAAGCGAAGGAUUGAAUGCCGAGAAACAGAUUGAGAUCGAGUUCUUCGUGAAGUCGUGUCCACCGAAACCAUACAACUCUCUCCUACACGACGAUUGGGUGUCGUGUGUGGACUGUCACCGCAAUUGGAUUAUCAGCGGAUGUUAUGACAAUUCAGUGCAUAUCUGGGACCUAAACAGCGACGGUUCCCAUAAGAUCGCAAUUCCGGCUCAUUUGGCGCCCAUUAAAGACAUCCAAUGGAUUGGCGGCCAAUCGGACAAUGACUCCGAGGAUCACAUGUUUAUCUCGAGCUCUCACGACGAGACGGCUAUUGUCUGGAAAUGGAAUUCCCGGUCAAAUCAAGUGGAAUACCUGUUCUCAUGCAGAGGUCACUCACGGUCUGUGGAUUGUGUUGAUGUGAGCAAUGACUUGAUAGCCACCGGUUCCUACGACCAGAUGCUUAAGAUAUGGUCAUUAGUUGACGAUAAGAAAGAUCCGGAAGAGUCGGAAGCGUCCACUUCUAAGCAGAAGAAAAUGAAGAAAAAUGACGGAUCAGUUAGUGGUGAUAAAAACCGGACUCCCAUUAUAACAUUGAGUGGACACAAAGAGGCGGUCACUGACUGCGUUUGGGUGAAGGGGUCGACCACUACUGACACGAGUAUAGCCAACAUCGCCACCUGUUCCAUGGAUAACACGAUCCGUUUGUGGGACAUAGAGGUCGGCGAAAGCAAGCAGACGUUGACCUCAAAUAAGGCGUUUUUAGCCGUUUCUUAUUCACCACUAAAUCAUUGCUUAAUCACCGGUUCGUGUGAUCGACACAUCAGACUCUGGGACCCGAGGGCCAGCUCUGGCUCUCUGGUGACAGGAGUUUAUAGUUCCCAUCAGUCGUGGGUUUCGUCCAUCGAUUUCUGCAAAACCAAUGAAUUUCAGUUCAUUUCCGGCUCUUAUGAUAAUGUAGUCAAACAGUGGGACAUCCGCUCAACAGACGCACCCCUUUAUGACCUCAUCGGACACGAAGACAAAGUCCUUUGCGUGAACUGGUCUUCGGAGGAGUAUAUGAUCAGUGGGUCAGCAGAUAAUCACUUAAAGAUAUUCUCAAAUUCCGAUAAGAAAUCAAUGAAAUAA
Molecule: messenger RNA, 1374 nt
Organism: Oppiella nova
Lineage: Eukaryota; Metazoa; Arthropoda; Arachnida; Sarcoptiformes; Oppiidae
Source: the annotation of a GenBank genome assembly